Vidua chalybeata is the source of this 4004-nucleotide messenger RNA. RefSeq names its product syntaxin 1A (gene STX1A). The record is from RefSeq and is a predicted model, not a curated record. The transcript is spliced from 10 exons. Gene Ontology annotation, biological process: exocytosis; intracellular protein transport; synaptic vesicle fusion to presynaptic active zone membrane. The coding region runs from base 69 to 935 and encodes 288 amino acids. Gene Ontology annotation, cellular component: plasma membrane; presynaptic active zone membrane; SNARE complex. NCBI's taxonomy places the organism in Eukaryota, Metazoa, Chordata, Aves, Passeriformes, Viduidae. Gene Ontology annotation, molecular function: SNARE binding; SNAP receptor activity.
CGCUCCACGCAUGCUCCGCGCCCGCCCCUCCCCGCGCUCUGGCCGUUCCCAGCGGCUGCGGGGCAAGGAUGAAGGACCGGACCGGGGAGCUGCGCGCUGCAAAGGACAGUGAUGAUGACGAUGAAGUCACCGUCAGUGUGGACCGGGAUCGUUUCAUGGAUGAGUUCUUUGAGCAGGUGGAAGAAAUUCGAGGCUUCAUUGAUAAAAUUUCAGAGAAUGUGGAAGAAGUGAAAAGGAAGCACAGCGCCAUCCUCGCUUCCCCCAACCCUGAUGAAAAAACGAAAGAGGAGCUGGAAGAGCUGAUGUCUGACAUAAAGAAGACGGCGAACAAAGUGCGCUCCAAGCUAAAGAGCAUUGAGCAGAGCAUCGAACAAGAGGAAGGACUGAACAGGUCAUCGGCUGACCUGCGGAUAAGGAAAACUCAGCACUCCACCCUGUCCCGCAAGUUCGUGGAGGUGAUGUCCGAGUACAACGCCACGCAGACUGACUACCGGGAGCGCUGCAAGGGCAGGAUCCAGAGGCAGCUGGAGAUCACUGGCAGGACCACCACCAGCGAGGAGCUGGAGGACAUGCUGGAGAGCGGCAACCCGGCCAUCUUCUCCUCUGGGAUCAUCAUGGACUCAAACAUCACCAAGCAGGCGCUGAACGAGAUUGAGACACGGCACAGUGAGAUCAUCAAACUGGAGAACAGCAUCCGAGAGCUGCACGACAUGUUCAUGGACAUGGCCAUGCUGGUGGAGAGCCAGGGAGAAAUGAUUGACCGCAUCGAGUACAACGUGGAGCACUCGGUGGACUACGUGGAGCGGGCUGUGUCCGACACCAAAAAAGCCGUGAAGUACCAGAGCAAAGCCAGACGGAAGAAGAUCAUGAUCAUAAUCUGCUGUGUGAUCCUGGGCAUCGUCAUCGCCUCCACCUUUGGCGGCAUUUUCGGCUAGACUCACCCCCCGGGACUGUUUGUGUGCGAUGGAUGGAGCCGCGCGUGCCAUGGGGCUGCAGCCACGCCGGAGCAACCCACGCAGCCCUGGAGCCUCCCAGCAGCAUUUCAGUUUCUAAUGCAUGGUUGUUUGUGACGCUGUGUGUGCGGUGCGGUGCGUCUGUGUGGAGGGAGCUCCAGCCCCGGGGCGCAGGCGGGGGGCCGGCGAUGGUGAUGGGUGCAAGGGGGACCCCGGGGGGACCCCGAGCUCUCAUCACUGCUCCAGGCUGGGUGGCUGGCUGGACCAGGUGGGGGACAGAAGUGCCCGUGGGCACUGCUGCUCACGGUGUGAUGGGCAGUCUGUGUUAGUGGCAGGAGGAGGGAGGGAUGAUGGGUGUUAGGGGUCCUUGGGAGUACCGUGCCCAGUCAACCUCCCCAGCUUGCCCAUCACCUCGAACUCUCAUGUCUGUCAGCCGCAUCUGUGCUUGCAAACACCUUCCCUUGGGCUGCUUCUCUUUGGGGCCCUUCCCCAGGGGUGUGCUCUGCCCAGCCCUGCCUGGCCAGUGACUGUGUCUGGCUCUGGGGCUCCAUCCCUGCCACUCCUCCCGUGGCAGGGCUGUCCCCUCCCUACAUGAGCCCUCACCCCAGUAGGGUGCCAAAGGCUGGACGUGCAGGUGGUGGGUGCCUGAUGGAGCAGUGUGGAAUAAGGCUUGGGGCCAUCACAGUUGCCUGGGGACAGGAAUAGGGCACGUAGGGGCCAGUGCUGCUCCUGGAUGCUGGCCUGACAGGGCAGGGUGGCACGGAUAGUCUAAGGCCAGUGAAUUUCACUGGCUGUUCAUUCUGCAGCACAGCCUCAUCGCAGUGCUCUCAGCCCUGGCACACGGUGGUCCUGGCUCCUCUUGCCCACAGGCCUGGACUCUGCCUGCCGGGGUUUGGGGCUGUUGCUGAUGUCCACAGCUCCUGGCAGCACUCACCUGCAAAGCAGGGCUGCUCCAGCUUUGCUUUUUCAUACCCAUGGCCGGGGGUUAGAAGCAGUUGGGCUUUCUCCUGUUGUGGUCCCAGGAGUAGCCCUUGCUGCAUCCAGCCCCCUGCAAGCGAGGAGUAGCAGCCUUCCUCCUCCUGUAUCCAGUCUCAUUCUGAGCAGGCCAGUGCCUGUUUGCCACCUCCUGGCACCCUGCUGCUGCUGGCACCAUGCCCUUCUGCCCAGCCAUCCAGUGAGGCAUCUGCUCUCAGUGGGGUGCUGUGGGACAACCUGGGUGUCCUGUGCCCUCUGCUGUGCCCAUGACACAGAUGCAGCUGCUGUGGGGGGUCUCACUGUCAGCUCAGGGGGGUCCAGUAGUGCCAUCGCCUGUUUCCCUCAGGCGAGGGACAGGGCUCUGCCCUCACCUUCCUCUGGAGACCCCAGGGCUCUGGCUGGCCUGUGCACAUGCCAAAGCACCACAGAGGAGUCCCAAGGUAGGCUAGGCUCACUGCCACUCUGGGACAGGGGCUUGCUGUCAGGUGCUGGUAGCAGAAAAGGGACACUUGAUGGCAGCCAGUAUUCCAGCUUCAGGCCAGCAUCACCUCCCAGCUCCCACCAGCACCAGGGCAGGGCAGCUCCACAAGCUGGCAGGGUGCUGUGGCUCAGGCACUGGCUGUGUGUGGUGCCCCUGGGUGCAGGGGAAAGGCAGUGGCUGCUGCCACAGAGUGCUGCCUGCCCCAGGGCCAGCCCUGCCCAGCAGCAGCCCUAACAUGGCUUUUCUGCCACUGUUACCCGAGGUCCCCCCAGCCGGCCCCUUGCUGCAUGCAGCUGCCCUUGGGAAGUGGCUCCAGCCUGGUUCCCCACACUGCCCAGUCAAAGCCCUCGGGGUGCAGCCAUGGGAACAUCCCAGACCAGAGCCCCCUUCUUUCACAGUCCCACACCACUGAUGUGAGCUCCAGCACUGCAGCCUGUGUGCACUGAAGGGCUUGGGGCACCAGGACCACGCAGGCAGGGCUAGGAGGCAGGCAAGGGCAGGGUCUCUGCUCCAGGGGGACACCUCUGGCUGCAGGAAAAGGGAGUGGCCAUGCUUCUGUCCCUCAGCAGCUCCCUGCCACUGCCGUCCAUGCUUACUCUGCCAGGCCAGCAAGAGCCCCAGGGCCCCUCCAGGAAGCAAUAACACUGGGCAGGCAGGAAAGCCCUCCUCCCAGGCUGCUGCCUGCAGCCAUGCUCCUGCCCUGCAGCCAUGCCAACUGCUAGCACAAGGUGACUUUUUUUUCUUCCAGGCAACGGCUUUAGUGGCACAAGCUCACCUGACAUCAGGGCUGUGGCACCCCUGCCAAGGCACAAGGCCAGGAACUGCCCCAGGGGGAAUUCUUGGCCCUUGCUUCUUGUUGGCACCACCACUGCCAGCAGCCCCCACAGCAGCAGAAGUCAGAUGGGGCCAGUCAGGGCCGCUGGCACUCUGCUGGGAUCCUGGGGGCAGCAGCAGUGCUGGGCUCCAAAGCAAGGGAGAUGAGGAGCAGGCUGCCACUGCUGCCCCACAGGCAGGCUCACACUGUCCUCGCUGUGAGGGGAGGGUGUUUUGGUGCAAUAAUUACCCCUGCACUACGGGAAGCCCCAUUGAGUUCCUUUUCACCUACCUGUCGUUGCAUGUACAGACCAAAUCACCAGUGUGGAUGUGCUUUGGGAAGAUGUUUCACCUUUUCUUUCCAGCCCCCAACCUGCACCUGCUUGUCCUUUGGGUUCCACCACCUCUGUUCCAAGUGCCACCCGCCCUCCCCAUGCCGGGAGCGUGUUGAUGCAGUAUUCCAUGAGCAGUGUGGGGCACGCACAGCUUGCACUCGAACUGGGGAUUGGGGUUUUUUUGUAAUUAAUGUACUUGAAGGCUUUCCAAGCCCCCCGUGGAGUUCUACUGUUGCUGUACUGUGAGCUAAGUGUCCUUGUUUUCUAUGUGGAUCUUGACCCUGGCUUGCUCUGUCUCACUGGGCUGGAUGACACUGUAUGUUGCCUCUCUUCUCCUUCCCUCUUUUCCUUCCUGCUAGCAUUCCUUUCUUCUCCCAAGGCUUUGGGUGCAAAACAGCUUCCCAUUUUGUGGAAUUUUUAUGUAGAAUAAACAUUUGUAACUGUAAA